AAUGCCAUAAGCCUAAAGAAAAGAUCUCAAUGACUCUAUUACUAUUACUCCAGGUCCAGGCUAGUAUUAAAUACCAAAAAUACGAGACAGUCAAAUUAUUACAAUGAAGGGUUUUAAAUACAAUCCAAAUAAUUCUGUUCAUUUUCCUGGACCUGGGUAAUAUAAUCCUGAUGAUUCAAUGUGUAAACUAAAGGAUGGUUCAGUUAAGAUAGCUCCUGAAUAGAGAUCUAAAGCAUUGUUAACUCAAUAUGUUCCAGGACCUGGUUAAUACUCAAUGAAAUCUACUCUCGAAGGACCUUCUUGGGGAUUCAAGAAAGAAAUUAGAUCUACUUUAAUUAAAAAGGAUUUUAAUCCUGGACCAGGAUCUUAUAAUAUUCCACCUAAAUUUAAUGAUGUUCCUAAAUAUUUAUUAUAGAAAUGA
Molecule: messenger RNA, 421 nt
Organism: Paramecium primaurelia
Lineage: Eukaryota; Ciliophora; Oligohymenophorea; Peniculida; Parameciidae
Source: the annotation of a GenBank genome assembly